Messenger RNA from Staurois parvus, 384 nucleotides. NCBI's taxonomy places the organism in Eukaryota, Metazoa, Chordata, Amphibia, Anura, Ranidae. The record is from the annotation of a GenBank genome assembly.
AUGGGCCCCUGUACCGCCUCCUCAUGCUGCUGCCAGGCCCGUAAUCUGCCAUGGGCCCCCGUACCGACUCCUCAUGCUGCUGCCAGGCCCGUAAUCUGUCAUGGGCCCCUGUACCGCCUCCUCAUGCUGCUGCCAGGUCCAGAGUGUGUCAUGGGUCCCUGUACGGCCUCCCAUUGCUGCAGCCAGGCCCAUAAUCUGCCAUUGGCCCCCAUACCGACUCCUCAUGCUGCUGCCAGGCCCGUAAUCUGUCAUGGGCCCCUGUACCGCCUCCUCAUGCUGCUGCCAGGUCCAGAGUGUGUCAUGGGUCCCUGUACGGCUUCCCAUUGCUGCUGCCAGGCCCGUAAUCUGCCAUGGGCCCCCGUACCGACUCCUCAUGCUGCUGCC